GAACUAGUCUGCUUUCUGACGUGUGGUCAGACGGAAACUUUAUCCUGACGCAUGAAGGUUUGGUCUCUGUGUCUCGAGGAGACUAAGCAUGUAUCCGGCAUCUAUAUCCCCAUGUUACUGAGGUGAGGCAGAAAGCCCGUCUACAAUUCAAAGAUUAAUUAUAAUGUUUCCCGAGCGGUAACAAUGACCUCAACUUGGCGGAGACGCCGAGAAUGCUCUCAACUCAGCGCAGCCAAGAUAUAUAUACCUUUGUAAAGCAGUCCACGCUUUACAGAACACACGACCACACUCCUUCAUGACACUCUAGUAACCCUCUAUCCUACCACUACCAUCUUGAAUGGAAGCGAGUUCAAGCUCGAGCUCGUCUGGCAGUGUUCAUGUUGAUCGCCAGUCGAGGUCGCCUACCUCCACACCGUCUGAAUCUCGGAAGCCUGAGUUUAGCCCUUCACAUUCAUUCAUAAUUGAAGAGGCUCUUGAAAGACCGUCAUCUACUCAAACAUGGUACAAGCGAGUCGGCAGGGCCGUAGGUUUGGAGAAUCCGAAGAUUCAGAAAGUUUGGCGAUACUUUAAAGGUCCUAGACCUAAGCGAGAUCUUGCCGAACCGUCUCCCUUUUUGAACCUCACGUUCCAGUUCGGACGGCAUACCUGGAAUCUUCCCCUAGAGCCUGCCCUUAUAAGGGCAACGCGCACAUUCACAUCGCCAUGGUUGUUCAUCCUCCUGGCUAUAGGGUACAUCAUCGGCUUUGCGUUCUUCGCUCGGGCACAGUCUUUUCAGACUCCCCCAGAAUCGUUCAUAGACUGCACUUCUGUGUACUGGACCGCUAAUGACGGUUGCGGUCUCGACGGGCAGAAUUGCGGCCCAUUCAACGAUUCAACGUUCGAAUUCCGUUGCCCAGCACAAUGCAAGAACGUUGUUCUUCAGAACCCGAGGACUGUCGGAGACACUCAGGUUAACUUCGUACCCCUGAUUGUCGGUGGAGGGGAUGGUAACAGGACAUACCGAGGGGAUACUUUUAUUUGUGCCGCUGCUGUGCAAGCAGGGCUAAUCAGCGACUCCAAGGGCGGAUGUGCCUCCCUUCAACUAAUUGGCAACUUCACAAACUUCCUGCCAUUUACCGCUAAUGGCCUCUCUUCGAUUGGCUUUGCCUCGGUGUUCCCGUUAUCCUUCCAGUUCUUACCCUCCACAAGCUUACAUCACUGUGAUGAUCUCCGCGACGCCGCACUGGCUUUCAACAUCAUUGUCACAGCACUCCUCUUCCUAGUCCUCCGCCCCAGACCUAUCGUUUUGUACUGGUGCCUGGUCUGCAUUGGAUUUUGGCACGUCGUACUAUUCUCGCAACCUCGAGACAGCCCUCCUCCUAUCGAUGUUGCCUUUGAAGCAUUCCUCCCUGCACUCUUCGUUGCAUAUGCCUUUUGGCGAGUUGCCUUCCGUUUCGUGCUGCCGGCAUUCAUGAAAGCUCCAAUUGAAGCCUCUGUGUGGUACCUUGCACCAUUCUGGACUGGUGUAUUGACAAACCUCACGACGGACAAGAUUCCCAUCAACCGACUGACUGGAUCCGACAUAGCAAAUCGUCCUGGCGCAUUGACCGCACUAAUCAUCAUAAUAGUUAUAUUGCUAGUCAUUGUGAUCAACCAGGUCAGAGUGAUUCGAAAGACGGGUUGGUUGCCCCAUUAUCUGCGCUGGUAUAUUAUCGGAGGAUUGGUGAUCCUCGUGUUGUCACAACUUCCAGGCCUGGAGCUCAGGCUGCACCAUUACAUCCUCGCGAUAGUAUUGAUGCCUGGGACUGCCUUCCCCACCCGACUUUCUGCCAUUUAUCAGGGCUUCCUGUUGGGCAUGUUCCUGAACGGGGUCGCUGCGUUUGGGUUUGAUUCAAUUCUACAAACGGCAGAUGAUUUACGGCGGGAUGGUCCACAAAAUUCUGCUUUGCCAUCAUUUGCUACUAACUCGUCUAGCUACAACGCUUCGAUGCCUCUUCAGAAUCAAACAAUCUUCUGGAAUCCUUUACCUGACGGCGAAGGCUUUGAUGGCUUCGCUCUCUUGGUCGAUGAUGUGGAGCGUUACAUAGGGGCCGCCCUCAACUAUUCCCUCGCGGCUCUGCAGGAAGGCAUACCGCACUUCUUCCGACUGGCGUACACAAGUGGUGGCCAAGCUGGUGACUUUACGAUGCCUGCAACACUCUGGCCAAAUGGAACAUGGGUAGAACCCCUUCCGGGCCCCUCAUAGUUUUGGACUCGUUAUGUUACCUUAUCUUUUGGACUUUGAUGUACGACUACUAAUUUCUGAUAGACAUGGAUGGAUUCAAUGUGUAUUUUUCCCUUUGCAAUUGCAUACACUGGCUUUGCCCAGUGGAGGCAGGGUGAGCCUCUGGCCAAAAA
Messenger RNA from Somion occarium, 2376 nucleotides. The record is from the annotation of a GenBank genome assembly. NCBI's taxonomy places the organism in Eukaryota, Fungi, Basidiomycota, Agaricomycetes, Polyporales, Cerrenaceae.